UCCUCUUCCAGCCCCAAUCACGACCUGGCAACUGUCGCUUUCGGGUCAGAACUUUGCGAGUUCAUGUCCUCAUUUGCCAUCAUCUCCCGAUCCAUCUUCUCCCAUUCUCAGUCCAUCUGUCGUGAUCUCCCGCCUUUCCGUUCCACAAAUCUACCGGACUCUUGUUCGCCGACCAUUGCCGCCAUUCUUGGCUCCAUUCCGGCGGUCUAUCCUUUUACAUAUUUUCUUUUGGGCAAAAAAUCCCCAAAGUUGCUGCUGUUGCCUCGAGUUGACCGCACUCGCGACAAUCGCGAGUCCAGCCCGACGAGCCAAAUCGUUUCGAAGGUGCAUGGCAAAAUGUGA
Molecule: messenger RNA, 342 nt
Organism: Protopolystoma xenopodis
Lineage: Eukaryota; Metazoa; Platyhelminthes; Monogenea; Polystomatidea; Polystomatidae
Source: the annotation of a GenBank genome assembly